AUGCCACGCCUAGUCGCGCUGAUCCUCACAGCGGCGGGUCGCGCGAACGCCAAUAAAGCACUGCUCGAGUUUGUGCUCGGAGGACACCGCGGCUCGCUCGCGUCGUGGCAGCUUCACCUGCCAGCUGCGAUUGGGUUUGGCAUCCUCUGUGUUUGCGGCUGGCUCACCGAGGCUCAGCAGCAGGGUACGCGCAUAGUCAUGGUCAUCGCAUUUUGCCUCGUCAUCGCGUUGAGCACGGGCUACGUCUUCAUGUUCUUUGCGCUGUCGAUGUCAGCUUACAUCGUCAUCGAGCGCCUCGACUUUAUGCAGAUGUGGCGCAUCUACCACACAGGCGUGCUCGAGAUGGGACUGAUAAGCAAGCUCUUUCGUUUCCGCGCGUACAAGCUGGUCGCAGACGCGGUGCGGCGGGAUGGUCCGGAGCAGAAAGGGUCAGCACGCCACAGUGUCACCACAGGGAAGGUGAUGGCCGGCGAGGUGACUUGCUACGAGCUUGUCCGGCUCGCCGCGCAGGCUUUAGUCCGGCUCGGCUGCUCCCUAACCGUGCUGACGGGGGUGCUUCCAGAUUUCGUGACCAACUGCGCGCUGCAGCCCAACUCAACAUAUUGCUCAGGAAUGGAAAUCAUGCAUGUGCUCCACCUCGCCGGCGUGCAGGGCGGAACUAUGCUCACGCUGUUGGGCGUCGUGGCGGAGACGGCGAUGAUCUGCAGGGAGAAGCGGGCGCGGGGGUGGCGCCUUUGCGCGGCGGCGGCGCUCAUCUUUGCCGCGAGUGCCGUCUGCUUUGGCUUUGCUGUCGCCUUCGUCAGCGUCAAGGGCACGGUGAGCAAGCCGCUCAUUCACGGCUGCAUCAACUACGAAAACGAGCACGCGUGCGAGGGAGCUCCCGAGUAUGUCCCCGCCCGAUGGUUCAACCUCUCUUUCGAUCUUGAGCCCUGGCCGUGCGUGUGGCUCGGCGCCACUGCGGACGUCGCCGAGAGCGCUUGCCAGGACCCCCAUUGCAAGGACGGCGGGCGGCUGUACAACAACCAGUGCUCGAUUAUCUAUGAGUUCCACACACUUUUCUUCUGGCUCGUCUCGGUCAGCUGCUACCUCUUUGUCGUGCAGAAGGUCGAGCUGUGGGAUGAGUUCUGCAGAAAGGGGCCGGACGGCGGCGCAUCCAUGCUCAGCAUCGCCAAUACCGUCACUCACGUGAUUGGAGGGGAUGGCCUGGACUUCUGGACCGACGACUCAGGCUAUUGCAAGACAAUCGUGGGCGAGUCGGAGGGCGUGCACCGCCCGGCAGGAUUUUCUCGGCUCCACACGGCCGUCGGCGACCGCCUCUCCUUCACAUUUUCGACACAUCACGACCUCUGGAGCCUCGCCUCGCUCGAGGCCCUCGAGGCGUGCGACUUUGCCGGAGCCACGCUACUCGCCAACAGAAUGGGCGGCGGCGGUUGCGACGACGAGGCUGACCUGGCCUGCAUGGAGGCAGCGACGCCGUUUGUGCUCCGCGUCAACAAUUCUGAGAAAGACCUGUACCUCGCUUGCAACGUGAGCGACCACUGCUUCAAUGGGCAUUUACGCCUCGUCGUGCUUAUGAGUGAAGAGCGGGGCAGUCGUAUACCGCCGGUGGUGGUCCCCCUCUGGACCGACGACGCCGGGUACUGCAAGCCUCUCCCGCAGGCCUUAAUCGCUGGAGAGCACACAUGUGACUCCCGGCUGGUCUUCCCUUGCAACGUCUCCGACCCAGAGACGUGCCAGCACCACGGAGAGCACCAUCUAGCACCGGCGGCGUGGCCGCGCGGCUCGAGGCACGAGACGUUCGUCAUCCGCUACUCGUCACCACAAUAUGCGACAUCCCUCGUCGCGUGCGACUACGAGGGCGCCCGGCUGCUGGCGGGCCGAGAGCACGGCGGAGGGUGCGAGAACGACGCCGACCUCGCCUGCAUCGACGCGUCGGUUGGCUUCCGCCUCCGGCCGCGCAGCGUCGGCAAGUGGUUCCUCUCGUGCUCCGUCGGCACCCGCUGCGCCAGAGGGGGUCUCCGCCUGCUGGCCGACCCAUUGUCAUUGAUCGCAGCCCUUCAUACAAAAGGCGACCACUGCGCCAACGGGCAGACGCUCGUCGUCACUGUCGCCGAGCCGGCCCCUCUUGCGCCGAACGGCCUCUACACGUACGCAGACGUCGACCAGCCCGCCCUCAUCCCCUCUGCCUUCCCGCUCUUCGCAAGCAGAUUCGCCCCCUACCCGGGCUACUUCGGCCCGCUCGCGUCCGUCUCCGGCCAAGAGUCGACCCGCUGUGCCGAGAACCGCAGGACGCGCAGAACGCGCACGUCCUGCUCCGACGAGAGCCUCGUGCUCGGGCACUACUUCAAGGUGUCGUCUGACCCGUGGCUCUCCGUGGCCUACGCGGACGGGGCGGCGAACGGCUCGGUCGAGGGCCGCAGGAUCCCAUGCGGGCUUCUUCCCGAGACGGCCGCGUUGGACACCCUCACCGUGUACGAGGAGUUUGUCACUUGCGGAGUUGGCUGGGGAACGACAGGCAUGCUCGCCACUCCCCUCCUCGUCGUCUGCUACCGCCUCGUCUGCAAGAGCGGCUCCGCCGCACGCCGGCACGUCGUCCCUCGGCACGUCUCCCCAAACGUCGUGGAGAUCCGCGCCCCGCCGAUCCAGCAGCCCAACCCACCCGCCGCCGCGCGGGCCGAGGGCGCCUCGGCUUUGCCCGGCUGGGGCGUGGAGGUGGUCGGGGCGGCGUGA
This is a messenger RNA of Emiliania huxleyi CCMP1516, 2730 nucleotides long. RefSeq lists its product as hypothetical. The coding region runs from base 1 to 2730 and encodes 909 amino acids. The transcript has 18 exons. The record is from RefSeq and is a predicted model, not a curated record. Lineage: Eukaryota; Haptophyta; Isochrysidales; Noelaerhabdaceae.